Molecule: messenger RNA, 3917 nt
Organism: Callithrix jacchus (white-tufted-ear marmoset)
Lineage: Eukaryota; Metazoa; Chordata; Mammalia; Primates; Cebidae
Gene: FAM107A
Product: family with sequence similarity 107 member A
Biological process (GO): actin filament bundle assembly; actin filament polymerization; regulation of actin cytoskeleton organization
Cellular component (GO): synapse; neuron projection; stress fiber
Source: RefSeq, a predicted model, not a curated record
GAACUUGGCCCCAGGCCUGGAAUCCAGCCUUCAGCUAUUUUCUUGGCCUGAGCCCAGACCAGCUGACCUCCAGCCCUCCCAGGCAGCCUGCUGCCCAGGCGUCUGCUCUCAGAGUUCCUGCUGUGGGAGAGCCCCAGACCCCAAGAGUCUUCAAAGGUCUAUUAUUAAUGGGGCUGUCCAGCCGAGGCUGACAUCCCCACGCAGCCGUCCCAGAGCUCUGCACCUCAGCCAGCCCUCGGCCUUCCCUGUCUGGCCCUGUCUGCUGAGCAGUGCCUAGCAAGGGCCAGCCAGAGGUCACCCGCCGCACCUGAGCUACCGGUGUGUGAUGAGAGGACUGCCUCGCGUCUUCCCCCCUUUCCCAGCUGCCUUAGUUUCCCUUCCUGAGAGACGCAGCGUUCUGGGAGGUGAGGAGCUGCAGGGACCCAAGAAAGGCAUGGGAGCCGCCUGGGGACACUGGCCCCUCUGUCAGGAUCAAUCGCCCUAAGCCUGUCUGAGGCGCUCUGGGCUUAGGAGCAGCUGUGAAAGCCGCCUUUGUGCCGGGGAGAAUGAGCCACAAGAGGACAGGGGGCCCUGGCCCCGGGAGCCCCUCAGGUCCUGGCUCCUGAGAUCCACGCCAGCAGGAAGGACCCCAGCCUGGUCCCUGCAGCCCACCCAGGCCUGGUGCCACCUCGUGCCAUGGGAGCAGCCCAGGGGAAGAAGAAAACAUACUCUCCUCAGGCCAGAUUUCAUAGUGAAAAUGAGAAGCAGAGACUAAAUGGCUCAGCCUCCAUGUACUCGGAGAUUCAGAGGGAGCGGGCAGACAUCGGGGGACUGAUGGCCCGGCCGGAAUACAGAGAGUGGAAUCCAGAGCUCAUCAAGCCCAAGAAGCUGCUGAACCCCGUGAAGGCCUCUCGGAGUCACCAGGAGCUGCACCGGGAGCUGCUCAUGAACCACAGAAGGGGCCUCGGCCUGGACAGCAAGCCGGAGCUACAGCGAGUCCUGGAGCACCGACGGCGGAACCAGCUCCUCAAGAAGAAGAAGGAGGAGCUGGAGGCCAAGCGACUGCAGUGCCCCCUUGAGCAGGAGCUGCUGAGACGGCAGCAGAGGCUGAACCAGCUGGAAAAACCACCGGAGAAGGAAGAAGAUCACGCCCCUGAGUUUAUUAAAGUCAGGGAAAACCUGCGGAGAAUUGCCACACUGACCAGUGAAGAGAGAGCGCUGUAGGGACGGCUGCUGGGGCUCGGACCACCGUGCACCCCGGCCUAGACACCCUCCUCCAGCCCUUCUGCACCUGGCAGCCCUGGGCCCCAGGCCUUGGGACAUCUGUGAUGUUCCCACCUGCUUCUGUAGAAAUGUGUCGCCCCAGAAGACCUGGCUCUCCCUGGGAGGCUGGGGGCCCUAAGUUACCAGGCUUUUUCUUCCAAGCACCCAAACCCUCCUGCUCCAAGAGGGAAACCUGCAUGGGAGGUUUUUCUGGCAGAAUUGAGGAGGAAGAGGCAGCCCUCUGGCUUGACAAGCCUUCUCUUCUGCCCAGGCCUUCCCACCAGGAAUCUCCGAGGCUCCCCGGGGCCCCGCUUCUCCGCGCACCCCAGCUCCUAGGUCUCAGAGAACUCCCCCACCUGUAGUUUUACCUGCAGCCAGCAGAGCUUAGCUUCAAGGGCACCUGCCUCCAAAACCACUGAGGGGAGGAAGGGCAGGGCAGACGACAGGUUGCAGGCAUCCCAGCCACAUGGGAAGGGGCUAACACAGACAGCUGUUUAGGGUCUCCUCUCACCUUUGUGUUUAUCAUCCCCUCCGCACAGCGCCCAGUCCAGGCCUUCUAACCACACCUAGCCAGGGUGGCCGCCUUCCUACACCUAGAAGUCUGCUUCACAAACUUGAUAGGGCACAAAAAUCACUGGGGGAUCUUGUUAAAAUACAGCUUCUAAUUCAGUAGGUCUGGGGUAGGGGCUGAGAUCCUGCAUUUCUAACAAGCUCCCCAGGUGAGGUGGAGGCUGCUGGUGUGAGGACCCUGCUGUGAGCUGCAGGGUCAGAGUGCCCAGGGCUGGUGUAUAUUAGAAAUAUAAGCCAGGCACGGUGGCUCACGCCUGUAAUCCCAGCACUUUGGGAGGCUGAGGUGGGCGGAUCACCUGAGGUCAGGAGUUUGAGAUCAGCCUGGCCAAGAUGGUGAAACCUUGUCUCUAAUAAAAACGCAAAAAGUAGCCGGGUGUGGUGGUGGGUGCCUGUAAUCCCAGCUCCUCUGGAGGCUGAGGCAGGAGAAUUGCUUGAACCUGGGAGAUGGAGGUUGCCGUGAGUCGAGACUGUGCCACUGUACUCCAGCCUGAGCAACAGAGUGAGACUCCAUCUCAAAAACAGAAAUAAUAUAAAUAAAUAAACAUCACCCCUGAUGCCAUCACUGCCCCACACCUCCCAUGGACUGAUGCCCCAGGAAUUCCCACCUCUCAAACACACCUGGCCCCACCUCACCUCUGUAACCCAGGGAUUCUUCAUUAUCCACCCCACCCAGACUCCCACCGCCAGGGAUUCCCCAUGAAGACUUUGGCCUAGCAAAUUGCGUUGGUUAUGUAAGUGUUGUUUUAAUCAGAGAUGCACGUGAUUGCCAAUCUGCAUUUCUUACCAGUGUGACCACACUGUUAGGAUGCAAUUCUAGCCAAAAAAGAAAAAGAUUUUUUUUUAACUUUUUCCUGCAGUCUUAUGGAAAGCAAAUAUACAAUAAUUUCCAAUAGGCUUCUGGACUAGAAACAGUGGUUUAAAGACCCCACUGCUACCUUUAUGGACUGGCCCCUUUGAGUCUCCCAACCCCUACCUGGGCCAACUCCAAUGAAAUCAUCCAUUUUUCUUCAGAAGGCCUUUCCUGUGUGAGACCCAUGUAUUUCAACCUUUUGUGUUAUCCCAUUUUUAAAGAUUUAGGGCAUGUUCCAGGCCUGUUUCUUUUCCCCUGAAAUCCCUGCCUCUGGCUUCAUAAACCCAUCAUCUGAGGUGACAGAGCAGUGCUGGAAUCGCAUCUCCUUUCACGCCCCAAAAACUGCCACAAAGAGCAGCCACUGGCAUGUGCUUUGAUUCCUGGGGGCAAACAUGGGACUGGCUGGAGGAAAGGGAUUGUCCUGGUCUUACUCAGAGCUGGUGAUUUGAAGGUGACCGAAGUCAUGCUUUUCCUGUGUGUGCUGCCAGCACAGGGCUGUACAUGCAGAUCCCGCCUGUGUGCAUGUGUACAUGUCAAGCUCCGAGAGGCUCCUGAACGUGACUGGUGUGCUGAGAAUGUGGUUACGCUGUUUAAUGCCUGCCAGGUGAGGCUUACGCUGAAGAUGCACAAUCCCUAAAAUAAAGAUCGCCACUUCCCCAAAGAAGCGGCCCUCGGGUCCGUGUGUUGUUCACACAUGUGAAGAGAAGCAAGACAGAGGGUCCCAGAUGGACGAGGGCUCUCCAAGGGAGUGCCGGGCGCUUCACCCAGUGGUCCCCAGAAGUGCUCCUUGGAGGCAACAAAUCAUUCCAUGAAGCCCCAGAAGUAGAUGGGACCUCAAGCGUCACGCCCUCCAGGGCAGCCAUGCAGACACCCUUGAUUCCCAACUGCAUCUCUCCAGCCACUCCAACUGUGGAGGCUGUAAAUCCAGAUUCUCACUGUUCCAGUCUCCUUUGCAGCUUAGGAUGACUAUGUGAUCAGCUAUGGCCAAUGAAAUGGAAGAGGAAGUCUACAGGGUCUUCUGGGAAAGCUUAUGCUUUUCCGAUCAAAGACAUAGGCAUGGCUAACACCUCCCUGGCCCUCUUCUUACUGCCUUGAUUGAGGGUGUGAUGCCUGGAGCCACAGCAGCCACCUUGCUACCAUGAGAAAAAAGGCCAAGAGAAUCACAGAGCCAUUGACCCUAUCACUAUUUCACCAAGCUAAUGCCAGCAGCCAUCCUUCUCCUCUUGUAAAUAAAAUAAAUCCCUCUUUGUUUAAA